Messenger RNA from Tinamus guttatus (white-throated tinamou), 330 nucleotides. The record is from RefSeq and is a predicted model, not a curated record. Lineage: Eukaryota; Metazoa; Chordata; Aves; Tinamiformes; Tinamidae.
AUGUGUCCAGGCAUUGGCCAGGAACAGAAACGCGAUGACUUCCUUCAUCUCCUCCCACCACAGCAGGAUGCUCUGAGGGAGCCAGUACAGCGCUUCCUGCACUCGCCAUGCUAUUACCCAGACUCUGACUCCAGCAGCAGCUCCGAGGAGAUGUUUCACUGCUGCCACCGGCCCUACUGCGAGCUCUGCUUCCAGGGCCCGCUCGACUCCCUAGACAGCAGCAGCACAGACACGGAGCCAGGUGGAUCUGCGGGCUGCUGGGCAGAGUUUCACAGCAGGCCUCAGCCCAUAGUGAAUUUCAAAGAAGAUCUGAAACCCACUUUCGUGUGA